This is a messenger RNA of Budorcas taxicolor (takin), 2181 nucleotides long. RefSeq names its product G2 and S-phase expressed 1 (gene GTSE1). The record is from RefSeq and is a predicted model, not a curated record. Gene Ontology annotation, cellular component: cytoplasmic microtubule; microtubule cytoskeleton. Gene Ontology annotation, molecular function: microtubule binding. Bases 1 to 2181 code for a protein of 726 amino acids. The transcript is spliced from 11 exons. NCBI's taxonomy places the organism in Eukaryota, Metazoa, Chordata, Mammalia, Artiodactyla, Bovidae.
AUGGAGGCUCCCAAGAAGGAAGACAUUCUUCUGUUGGCUGAUGAAAAGUUUGACUUCGACCUUUCGUUGUCUUCUUCAAGUGCCAAUGAAGAGGAUGAAGUCUUUUUUGGACCAAUUGGCCAUAAAGAAAGGUGUAUUGCUGCCAGCUUAGAAUUAAAUAAUCAGCUUCCCGAAGAACCUCCUUUGCCGGCUUCUGAAAGACACUUCACCUGGAGUCCGCUCACGGGGGAAAAGUUUGUGGAAGUUUAUAAAGAAGCUCACUUACUGGCCUUCCAGAUACAAAGCAACGGCAGAACCAAGGCGGCCCAGGCUGCCCAGCCCGCAGACCCCGGGAGCCAGGAAGUGGAAGGGUUCAUACAGGAGUCUAAACUCAAAAUAAACCUCUUCGAUAGAGAAAAUGAAGCGAAGAAAAGCCCCAAGUCACUUAAGCGGGAGACAUACUGCCUGUCGGAUGGCCUCUGGAGGGCACCACUGCUCCGGGGCACUCAGCCCGCCUCUAGCGCAGCCCCGCCGGCCGCUGCUGCCCAGACCAGCUGCCCCGAGACCUCGGGGCCGCCGCCUGCCUCGUGCCCUUCUCUGCCAGCAGAGUCCAGUGCUGCUCAGCCUCCGAACCAGGCCGGGGCUCAGAAGAAGGUCACCAGCAAGUUGCUGCCGCCCCGAACCUCGUCCCUUCGAGGAAAGAGCCUUCACUCGACCGUGGAGAAGCCCACAAGACAGAAACCUGCUAGUCCUCCCAGGAUGAAAGUCCAAAACGAAAAGGAUGCCCACAGCAGCAUGCCCCCGGACAAGCUCAGCACCACCCGGGACGUCGCCGGCGUGUCAGCCGCUGGAAGCCACUUGGUCCCAGGCAAGCGGUCGCUCCCUGUUCCAAACAAGUCCGGGCCGAAGAAAACCGUGCUAAAACCUCCUGGGGGUGCUGGCGGCCUGGCAGGAAGGGCCUCGUCAGGGUCCGUCGCGGGCCUGAGCUCCGCUGCGCGUGCUUCUCCCAUGACCGGCAGAGCUGAACCAAGUGAACGUCCAGCCAUCUCUGUGGACAGUGCCCGGUCAAGCUCCAGCCAGACAGGCAGAACGGGGCUCACCCUGCCACGGCCGUCCCUGAAGGCGGGCCCCGGGGGUGUGGCCUGCAGGCAAAGCCAGAGGCCAGGGGCUGCGGAAUGGGCAGCGGAGCAGCCCAGGGGGCCUCCCAGAGCAUCUCUCCCCCAGCCCCAGACCCCGGAACAGGGAGGCCCUGGGCCCAGCUCUCAUUGUGGUUUGUCACAGUCUUCUCAAAGGGCUAAGACCGGGAGUACAAGAAGGCGUGAUUCCUGCCUAAACUCCAAGACAAAGGCUGUGCCUACCCCUACGAAUCAAUUUAAAAUUCCCAGGUUUUCUACUGGUGAGCCCCCGGCCGGUGCGACGCCGAAGUCCUGUUGGGCACAGCGGCCGCAGUCCUGCACAUCGGUGGGGAGGGUGGCCCACAGCACUCCCAUGAGGUGGUCCUCAGCCACACAGAGUCUUGUCAGCAGCGUGAGGACCCCCGUGAGCACGAGGCGCCUGUCAGCCCUGCCCACGCCUGCUGGCCGCCGGCUCUCCAGCCUCCCUCUGGCAACCCCCACAACUGUGCCCAGGCUUCUGGCUUCUCCCCUGCCUGCAUCUGCUCGGCGACUCUCUUCUGAGCCCCAGAAAAAAUCCACAGUGAGAACUGCGCCUGCCAGGGAGGGCGAUGGCCAGCCUGUAUCCAGGCGCCCCGACUUGUCCCCCGACGGCAGCUGCUCACCUCUGUCUGCUGUGCCACAGGCACUGGACUUUUCUCCAGAAAAGAGCGAUUUUACUUUUUCACAAAGUUUCACCACAGAAGUCACCCUGGACGGAGAGCAGUCCCCCGAAGCCGCCGCCCCCAGUGAGGCUCUCCUUGUGGAUUUCAAACUGGAUCAGCUCAGCCUCGCCGGGGAGGCUCUCGCCACCGCCCUGGACGGCCGCCCGCUCAUUGACUUCUGCGGGAGCCCCGAGGCAGUCGUGGCCCUGCGGUCUGGAAGCGGGCCCCUCGUCGACCUUCUGGCAAACACCCCAGAGGCAAACAGGAAGGCCGUGGCCAAGCCCCCUGAUGAGGUGGGACAGCUCAUAGACUUGGCUUCCCCUCUGAUCCUGCUGAGCCCGGAGGCUGACAAGGAAAACACGGAGUCUCCGCUCCUCAAGUUCUGA